AUGUCGAAAAGUAUUUAUGAUCGUCAAUUAGAUACGAUUUUAUUUAAACGUUUACAUGCAACUAAUUUUACUCUUGCACCAAAACGAUAUGUUAAAAUCUUAGGACCGGGUACUUAUAAUCCAAUGACAAUAGAUGAAAUCUACAAACAAAAAUCAUGUAGUAAAUAUGGCCCUUAUUAUCAACAAUCAAAACGUUUUACAACAAAAAAUCAUAAAUCAAAACAUUUAUGUAAUUCUCAAAGUAUGAUCUAUAGUUUAAGUAAUAUUCCUGAUGAAUUACAAAGAAAACAUGAUUUUGAAAGACGUUAUAAUUCUAUAAGGCUUGAUCGGCAAAGUAAUGAUCUAUGUCGUAAACGAAAACAAUUCAUACCUCGUGCUCCACCAGUGACUUUAUAUGAAAAAACAAAUUUUGCAGAUGAACUUCAACGAAUCUAUGGACCUUAUGUAAAACUAGCAAAAGAUCGUCAUAUCGAAUUUCCCGAUUGGUACAAAGGGCCUACUCAUUUUCAAGAUAAAUCAAUACUUGAAUAUCUUUUCUCAAAAUCUAAUCGAUAUAAAGGCAAAUUUCUACCAAUUCCUUCGAAUUUGAAUACUAAUGAAAUUCAAUUAAAAACUUCUCCUGGACCAACGACUUAUUUUAAAGAUCAAAUUUCUCAGAAAAAAUCUUCUCAUAUCAAUCGCGAAAAAAAUCCGUUGUUUGGUUUUCUUUCGUCAACAGAACGAUUUCAUGAAAUAAAACCAUCAUUCUCACAUCUAGGUCCAGUUUCAUAUAAAUCUAAUUUAUGUCAUCAAUUAUGUACAAAAAAGAAACAAUUAAACACAAAUUUUUGA
Adineta steineri is the source of this 831-nucleotide messenger RNA. The record is from the annotation of a GenBank genome assembly. NCBI's taxonomy places the organism in Eukaryota, Metazoa, Rotifera, Eurotatoria, Adinetida, Adinetidae.